AGGUCUCAAUUUCUUUCUUAUUAAAGAGUGUUUAUCACUGUGCGUUAUCAUUAACACAGAGUAAUAGAAAAUGAUGAAGAAAUUGAUUAUAUGACACUUGAAGAAACUAUGGAAGUUGGUACCAGACAAUAUGAGCAAUUAAAUGAUGAGCAGAAAGAAAUAGUAGAUCUUGUAUUAAACAGAUUAGAUACUAAUAAUCACAAUAACAAUUGUAUUUAUAUCGAUGGUCCAGGUGGUUCAGGUAAAACGUUUAUAUACACAACUAUCUAUUAUUUAACCAAAAUUCAAAAUAAACAUAUAUGUACAAUGGCUUUUACGGGCAUUGCAGCGACAUUAUUGCCAGUAGGAAAAACAGUUCAUAAAACAUUUGGAUUACCAGUUCCAUUAUUUGCUGAUUCAUCAUCUAACAUUAAAAUCCAAUCCAAGGAAGCGCAUUAUUUAAAAGAAAUAGAUAUUUUUAUUUGGGAUGAAGCGCCAAUGGCACCAAGAUAUGCUCUAGAGAUUAUGGAUCGAACGUUGCGUGAUAUCAUGAAUAAUGAUUUACCUUUUGGUGGAAAAAUUAUUGUGUUAGGUGGUGAUUUCAGACAACUUCUCCCUAUUAAAGUACAUGGUAAUCGAAGUGAAAUUGUAAAUCUUUCAAUCAAAUUUAGUUCUACUUGCAAACACUUUAUAAAUUUUUCUUUAACAAAAAACAUGCGUGUUCUUCCAGAGGAAACAGAAUUUGCAAAGUUUCUAUUGGAUAUAGGAGACGGUAUAUUAAAUGAUUCUAACAAUAAUAUACAACUUCCUGAUUGUUGUAUCGCACCUAUUAAUGCCGAUAUUAUACAAGAUAUAUAUGGUGAUUUGAUACGAAAUAAAGAAUUUAAUAAAAUGGCGAAAUGUGCAAUACUUUCUGCAAGAAAUGCCGAUGUAGAUGAAAUUAAUAAACGAGUAGUCGAAUUAUUAGAUACGUUUGAAGAACGAAUUUAUACAAGUAUAGAUAGUACUGAAAACUGUGGUGAUAAUGGUAACAUUGGUGAAGCCUUACUACCAGAAUAUUUAAAUACUUUGUCUCCGUCAUCUCUUCCACCUUAUGAAUUACGUUUAAGACCAAAUUCUAUUAUUAUGUUAAUUAGAAAUCUAAGUAUCAAUGAAGGUCUUUGCAACGGCACUAGAUUAAUGAUUAUAGAACUUGCUGAUCAUUUAUUGAAAUGUAAAAUUUUAACAGCUAAUGGAGGUAUAAAUUUUCAUGGAAAAAAAUUACCAAUACAUUUAAGAUCCUUCAUAGCUGAUGCACCAGCACGUGCUUUUAUUUUCAAUCAUCGAGGUCAUAUGUCUGGUCAUCCAUGCUCUAAAUGUAAAAUUUCUGGUGUAAUAUACGAAGGACGUUAUAUUUUUUGUGGUGAUAAUUAUUCUUUGCGAACUAAUGAAGAAUACGUAACAGGUUUAGAUGAGGAUCACCAUAAAGAUGGCAAAAGUCCACUGACAGAAUUACCUAUAGGAAUGGUUUCUCAAGUGCCUUUCGAGUACAUGCAUCUUGUGUGUUUAGGAGUUGUCAAAAAAUUAUUAUCUGCAUGGAUUCAUGGAAAAAAAAUGAAUCGUUCUAAAAGGCCUAUAAUUAAGCCAUCUAGAUAUGUGACUACUUCAUCUGAUGAAGCUCCACGGAAAAGGAUAGCUGAUGAAAGAGAAAAAUCAUAA
Messenger RNA from Monomorium pharaonis (pharaoh ant), 1677 nucleotides. Its product is annotated as ATP-dependent DNA helicase pif1-like. Gene Ontology annotation, biological process: DNA repair; telomere maintenance. NCBI's taxonomy places the organism in Eukaryota, Metazoa, Arthropoda, Insecta, Hymenoptera, Formicidae. The transcript is spliced from 3 exons. The record is from RefSeq and is a predicted model, not a curated record. The coding region runs from base 91 to 1677 and encodes 528 amino acids. Gene Ontology annotation, molecular function: DNA helicase activity.